UCAUGAUCUUUCGCGGAAUGCCUGAUGUUUUGACACGUUUAUUAUUUACAGUGAGACUGAACCUCCCAUUCGUUUGAGGGCGGAGAUGUCUGCAUUCAACAGAAUACGCGCGCUAUCGUUGUGGUGCUUGUCAUACAGUUCCGCCUUUCGCAUAAUAAUAUCCAGAUCUGACCUUUGGUGACCUGGAAAGACUUGGAAAUGACUCUGCCGGAAGUAGACGAGGCAACGGAAACAGACAUUUUCAGCAGAAACCCCAAACAUUUCUGUAUCAACUAUUCUUUCAGGAUCAGUUAUGUUUCUAGUAUAUAUGUAUUUUGAUUUGCUGCCACAAACUGAAUAGAUUUGAUAUAUUUAUUUGAAAUAGAAACAAUUGGUUGUUUCCACCAUUUCUUAAGGUGAAGAUGGAACUAUUCUGAGACCAGAGACUGUGCAGAGAAUAUGAUGAUGCUUGUCAAGUAACUUGUUUGAGUGGCAUUUAGAAGCUUGUCAAGUAGUUCUUAGAGAUUGAAACUCAACAUUGAGAUUUUUGCAAAUCAGUAAAUGAAAGGUGUUGGAAUAUAGAUAGCUGAUAGGAACAAUGGACAUUUCCAAUGGAAGUAAUGAAAGCAAUGAAGAAAGGAGAACUGUUAUCUACAGCUUCAAAGAACAGCCAUUCAAGUCACCAGAAGAUCUGCUGGAAAUAGUUGCAAAUCCUGAUCUUCAGAGAGUGAGCACAAAACCCCCUUACCGCCCUAAAGCAGGACAGGUAUAUGUCUACCACCAUGAACAAACAUACAUGGAUAAAAAAACAUGGGUCUAUGAUGGCUAUCGAUGGAGAAACAAUGGCAAAAAGAAAUACCCCAAGCCUUCACCGUUGUUUGAGAAAGUGUAUUUCACCAUUGACUGCGCAGAUGCAGAUAGUGUUGACUUCCGCCGCUGUGUGUAUAUCCCGCUCAACAAGGAACUGAAAUACAUGGUCGUUCAGUACUUUGGUGCUACAUCUUCCUCUCCCUUGUUUUCUUCUGUUGAGAGAAAUAAGCUGUCAAGUCGACCUACGACAUCUGGUUUGGAGUAUUUGGAAUCUGUGGACAGUGGUAAUUCUUUAAUUGGUGACCAGAUGAAUCUCACCCUUUCUGCUUUCACAGCUAGAGAUGAGGGAAAUGUCAUGUCUCAGAUAGCCCGAGAUGCCUCUCCCAUCCACAUCUGGAUUGGUUAAGAAAUCAACAGUACCAGUAAGCCUCAUUCCAAGUAACAAUGGUUCCAGUGUCGUUGACUCAAAUGAUGAUGAAUUGGACACAUGGAUGGGAAAAGAUGACGACAGCAGUUUCAAAUUUAGUCAGAAGACAUUCACAGAGAUUAUGAGAAUAUGUUUUGAAAUGAGGAAUGACAACUAUUUUUGGUCAUUCAGCUCAGCUCCGGAAGUUAUUAUGAUAUUUGGGAGCUGUGACCUGUGUUCCGACCUCAAUGACCUCUUGUCGACACAGGAUGACACCAUACAGUGUUUGUCCUAUAGCACAUCACCAUGUCUAGAUGGAUUUUUCAUAUCAGUCUUAUCACUUCAUCAUCCAAAGUUUAUUCUCACAGAAGCAAGCAGUCCACCUGUUAUCCCUCUUGUGUUCAUGAUCCACCAGAAUAAGUCUUCGCUGUGUCAUACAAAUCUCUUCAAUCUCUUUGUGGAACAUCUUCCAGCAUUGAGGGUGGAAACCAGUGAGCCAUCUCUUGCAAUUAUUCUUGACAAAGAUCCAAACAUUAUGGCCGCAGUUAAGAAGUGCCUGCCAAAUGUCAUCACCCUUCUGUCUCUUUCUUUCAUCAGACGGGAAGCUCAAUGCUGGCUGACAAAGAACAUGCAUUCUAAACGAACUGACCGUUACGUGGCCGAUCUAGAGGAUCUGAUGAGAGUCAGCUCCAAGUCAGAAUUUGAAUCACUUCUUCAGAGUCAUAAGCACAACUGCAGUAGAUCUUGGCUGAAUUUCUUUGAUAGUCAGCUAAAGAAUGACAUAAUCAGCCAUUGCAACAACUGGAUGCAGAUUAGAAACAAGGUCAUUCACAAGGAUGUCCUUGAGGAAAACCAGUGCUCUCCCUUGGAACAGGUGUUAUAUGACCUUGAACUUUGUCAUGAGGCAACCAUGGAUGUCCUGAUCCAAGCUUUGUAUUUCCUUCACUUGUUUAUCAGGACAGAGCUUCAGAGAGGGAAAAGUGGAUUUGGCUUGUACAGGCUUCAUGAAAAUUAUAUUUCAGAGUUUGGACAUUCAGUCCCAGUGAAUAGUCAGUUUGUGGGUAAACCUUCUGAAAUAGUUAAGCUGGUAAUGAAUAGGAAGAUAGCAAGUGAUAGUAAGACCAAGUACAGUGACCCCACCUGUGAGGUUCAUGAAGGGGAGAUAAUGCCAAUCAAGCAGGAGCCAGCAGGGGAAGAAGAUACAAGCUAUCUUGUUUUCUGUGAUGGAGAUGUGGUCACUGGAAAUGAUAAUGAAGAAAAAGAUGGUGACAGUUGUCUGACUGAUAAAUUUAGUGAUCAGCGAAAAAGGAAAUUCUCAUCUGACGAUGUUGGAAACUCAUGUACGGACAUGAAGAAACAUUCUUUUUCACAGUAAAGGUUGUCAAGUUUAAGCAUGUGUAAUAAUAGCUAGCCUUGUAUAGCUACAGAAGUAGUGUUGAGACAGGGGUACAUGAUUUCAUAAUGUUCACUGUGACUUGCUCCCCUUUGCCAUGCCAGGAUCUGCUGAUUUUUUAUCAUUGCUUCAGAUGCAAGACUGUUCCUGAGACUGUAAUAAAGUUGUGUUUGGUUCAA
Haliotis rubra (blacklip abalone) is the source of this 2767-nucleotide messenger RNA. RefSeq lists its product as uncharacterized. Bases 578 to 1195 code for a protein of 205 amino acids. NCBI's taxonomy places the organism in Eukaryota, Metazoa, Mollusca, Gastropoda, Lepetellida, Haliotidae. The record is from RefSeq and is a predicted model, not a curated record. The transcript is spliced from 3 exons.